CGGCUCGGCCGCCCCACCGCGCGCUCUCCUCGCCGCUCCCGCCGCAGCCCCAGGGCCCCUCGCCGCCGCCACCAUGGACGCCAUCAAGAAGAAGAUGCAGAUGCUCAAGCUCGACAAGGAGAACGCCUUGGAUCGAGCCGAGCAGGCGGAAGCCGAUAAGAAGGCGGCGGAGGACAGAAGCAAGCAGCUCGAGGAGGACAUCGCGGCGAAGGAGAACCUGCUGCGGGCGUCGGAGGACGAGCGGGACCGGGUGCUGGAGGAGCUGCACAAGGCGGAGGACAGCCUCCUGGCCGCGGAUGAGGCCGCCGCCAAGCUGGAAGAUGAGCUGGUGUCGCUGCAAAAGAAACUCAAGGGCACCGAAGAUGAACUGGACAAAUACUCCGAGGCUCUCAAAGAUGCCCAGGAGAAGUUGGAGCUGGCGGAGAAAAAGGCUACAGACGCUGAAGCCGACGUAGCUUCUCUGAACAGACGCAUCCAGCUGGUUGAGGAAGAGUUGGAUCGUGCCCAAGAGCGACUGGCAACAGCUUUGCAGAAGCUGGAGGAGGCUGAGAAGGCCGCGGACGAGAGCGAGAGAGGCAUGAAAGUCAUUGAAAGUCGAGCCCAAAAGGAUGAGGAGAAAAUGGAAAUUCAGGAGAUCCAACUGAAAGAGGCCAAGCACAUUGCUGAAGAUGCCGACCGCAAGUAUGAAGAGGUGGCCCGUAAGCUGGUCAUCAUCGAGAGUGACCUGGAACGCGCGGAGGAGCGGGCUGAGCUUUCAGAAAGCAAAUGUGCCGAGCUUGAAGAAGAAUUGAAAACUGUGACGAACAACUUGAAGUCACUGGAGGCUCAGGCUGAGAAGUACUCUCAGAAGGAAGACAAAUACGAGGAAGAGAUCAAGGUCCUUUCUGACAAGCUGAAGGAGGCCGAGACUCGGGCUGAGUUUGCGGAGAGGUCAGUAACUAAGUUGGAGAAAAGCAUUGAUGACUUAGAAGACGAGCUGUACGCUCAGAAACUGAAGUACAAAGCCAUCAGCGAGGAGCUGGACCACGCUCUCAACGAUAUGACUUCCAUGUAAAUGUCAUCCACCCUGCCUGCUCACAUCCGUGCCCUCAUGCUAAUACGAUAAACUCACCACUGCUCCCUUCUGUACUUCCAGAAGCUCCAUCUUCACACCUUUCUGUUUACUCUCUUUGCAUCACCUAGGAUAGUUUGGUUUUGUUCACAUUCUACUAAUAUAAAAGCCAAGCAGAUUAAGUCUCUCUGUACAAAUCAUUUUCCUUUCAGAAUCUGUUUCUUUCACAAUCUCUGAGCUAGAUUGUUCCCACCAAGCAGUGAACUGAAAUAUGAAGGACUUGAGAGCUACCCUUUUAGGAAAUCAAACUAGGCUCAAGUAAAAUUGAAGGCCAUGCCAUCGUGCACAAACUUCGCCAGAAAUAUCCAAAAAAUUGGUAUCCUGAGAUUCAGUUAAAUACAAUAUGACCAUUUUUGUAAAAGAUCUAUAAAUUUAAGGAACCCUAAAGUUCCUUAAGUCCAGUUAUUGAUGAUCUGAGAGGAAAUUGAUCUGGUACAGCCUAAGAAAUGGUGCUGUGAGAGAUCAUCUCUUCCUCGCUUUUAAGAAUUCUGGAGAGAAAUGGUUCAUCUGCUGAAUACCAGAGCCUUUAAUUUUCUGUGUUUAGAUAAAAGGAAUUGAAAUAUUCACAACGAACACCACAACUGGUGUCAGAGAAUUGGGAAAUAAAACCCUGAUUGCCCAGUAUGAGUUCGGGAGUUAAUGCCCACUUUUAACUGCAUGAGGCAGUGAGAGUUGGAGUAGAUCCCUUGUUCUCAUGAGAGUUUUGAGCAUAUACAACUAAUCCGCAUAUUACUAACUAAACCUAAGCAUCACACUUUUCUGCCUCUUUAAAUUCUAACCUGGAGCUUUCCACAGAGGGUUCCCUUCGUUCUAAUAAUAUGGCACUGAAUUCCAUGUAAGCUGGAAAUUUGCAGACCCACCUAUGCAGGGAAAUGAUAGCCUGAAGGGUGUGGCCUGUCCCUGCCGCCUCACAGGUUCUAGAAUCUCCACAUCACCAUGAGAUGCAUUGACUGUCCCCAUGGAAAGUAAAGAGAAUUCCAUGCUCCUUUCCCUCAUUUGUAAAUGCGGGAUGAAUCAGAAUCGCUGUCUCUAAGGUCUUUUCCAGUGCUAAAAUGUGGUGAUUCUAAAGGGAAAACUCGUGACAUUGUGUACGAUUAACUAUUCUGAAAGGUGGGUUAGCUUAAAGUCUGUUUUUAAACUCUUGUUCUUGGGUCUUCUUCGCAAUGGCCCCUCGCCCGGAGGGGCGUAUGCUGGCCUUGGGUCCCAACGCUGGCGGGUGAGGAUGGGCAUCCUCCUGCAGGUGCGGCUGGCAGCGGGUUUUGCAUGUCUGCUUCUGGUCUGUGUGUCAAGUGCUGCUCUCCUCUGUUAGUUUGAUUUUCCUUUUUUCCAUUGUGCCACUUUGUUUUCCUUUUCUCCCACCUUUUCUCCUCAUGCAGAUAAGUUUCUUUGCCUCACUUCUCCCGAGACCCCUUCAUCAAGCUGGCUGUCCCACCUCUCUGAGCUCUGCAGUUUGUCUCUUCUCCAGCUGACCUGGCUCGUUCCUUUAGCCUCCUGCCUCAGGGCCAGGCACACUGCUUUCCAUUGUACAGAAGCUCUUCAUUUCAGUGUCAAAUAAACACUGUGCAAGCUGUUUCUGUUUGCUCUUCUCUUUACUUAUUUAUUGACAUUUUUUGUUUCAACACUGAAUAAAACUACAAAUCUACUUCACAUAUAUGAGGGUUAGUUUUUGGCUGCUCCCCCCCUUCAUGCUGAACAUUAAUAUUAAAAGUUUCUAAAGCAGUAGUUCCAUACGGAACUUUUAAAAAAUACUCAUGCGUGGGUCCCUCUCAGAGUUUUGGUUUGUAAAGUUUAGAAUGAGGCCUGGGCAUCUCGGUGGGGGUGGGGGGGUUUGUUUUGUGUUUUUGAGAGGGUGAUGGUUCUGGUAUAUAAUCCUCAUUGAGAAC
Callorhinus ursinus (northern fur seal) is the source of this 2994-nucleotide messenger RNA. RefSeq names its product tropomyosin 1 (gene TPM1). NCBI's taxonomy places the organism in Eukaryota, Metazoa, Chordata, Mammalia, Carnivora, Otariidae. The record is from RefSeq and is a predicted model, not a curated record.